CACUCCCAAUUUACACUCUCACCUCCUUCUCUCCUUCUUCCUCAAACCCCUUACUGAGUUUUUGCAAAAAUGAAGGAAGUGAAAUACCCAGACCUAUUAGCCCAGAUCAUCAAGUAUUGCGAACCUCGUCCCUCUGCUGAGGAAGAAUUACAAAACUGCCCUCUUAUUUAUGAGUACGAGAACUCUCCAGAGUCCUCGCCGUCGUUAAAAUUAACGCCGUCAGAGCCCACUGGAAUACUCAUGUUAUCUCUUCCAUCUUCUGACUCCGUUAGCCAAAGUUCCCCUCACGAUAACGAAGAAUUCGAAACCCCGCCGGAGCACAACAACUCCAACUCUCAGCCCUAUUUUUCCGGCUCCGAUGAACUGAAACCGAGUACGAGUACUGCAGCCGUUGAUUUUCAACAUAACGGUGAUGAUACUGAUGCCGUUAAUAAUGAUAACUCGGCGGCUGUAGAUUUGGGAAAUGAUUCCGAUGACCUAGGGUUUGAAGAGCGAAUGCGGAAGAGGAUUAGGGUUUCUGAUGAGGAUUUGGAUUUGAAGAGUUCAGUUCGGAGAAAAGACGAAAGAGGACAGAUUGUGAUAGAAAUUGAUCAGACUCAGGAUGUUGAUACAGAGGUAGUGAUAGAAUGUGAGGAAAAUGUAAAAGUUUAUGAGCGUAGAAUUCAAAGAAAUGCGGAUUCUUCUACUGUGAAAAUGUCUGAGAGAGAUGACGAGGAGGGGGAUAGAGGAGAAAAGCGUGAAAAUGGUGAAAGAGGUGUAGAUGACGUUGAGAAGUUGAAUGGUAUUGGCUAUGUUGAAAUGCAUUUGAAUGGGAUGAAGAAUGGUGUUAGCGGUGGUGAUGGUGGUGGAAGAGGUGUGGAUAGUAUGAAUUUAGAUGAGAUUGAGAAGUUGAAUGGUGUUUGCGCAAAGGAAAUGCAUUCGAAUGGGAUUGCAGAAAGAGUUCAUGGUGAUGGUGGUGGUGUUGGAAGUGUUGAGGGAAGGCGUGAGUUGCCAUUAUCAAUGAGAGGAGGAGACAAGAAUGUUGGAUUGGUGGAAGAAGUUGGGAGGAGGGUAGUCAAGAAUACCAAGUUUAAGGAUCUAGUGGAAGCUUUCUCUAUGGUGGUGGGGGAUGUUAGUGGUGGUGACAAGAAUGUUGAUUUCUUUGAGACUGCCAAGGCCCGCGGAUUGAGUUUUCCUCGGCCUAGAUGGUGGCCACCGGAGGGAUUUUCUGAUUGAUUCAAUAUUCAGGGAAGUACAACUUUUGGUGAGACUUGGCGUUUGUUAAUGUACAAAGUUUUUAAGAGUUCGGAUAUAGGUGUAAAGGUAAUGCUGGAUUGGUGGUAUGUCAACCAUAUGCAAGAAGAGAUCUUUGAAUUGUUUGAUCACCAGCAGAUGGAGGUUGUGUACUGCUUUCUUUUUUUGAGGUGAAGGUUUAGUUGUACAGAUUCAUUAAUUUGGUAACCUUGAAGUAGAUACUUAAAGAACUUGUUCCUUUCUUUUAU
Nicotiana attenuata is the source of this 1481-nucleotide messenger RNA. RefSeq lists its product as uncharacterized. The transcript has 2 exons. The coding region runs from base 70 to 1215 and encodes 381 amino acids. The record is from RefSeq and is a predicted model, not a curated record. NCBI's taxonomy places the organism in Eukaryota, Viridiplantae, Streptophyta, Magnoliopsida, Solanales, Solanaceae.